CUCCAAAUUUUUAUUUUAUCAUUUUCUUCCACUCAUUCCAUUGUCUUCUUCCCCCUCCUCGCCUCAAAAGAAAAGACCUCCCCUUUCUUGCUUCAGAAAAAGAGAUAAUACCAAAUGAAUUACCAUCACUAGCAACAGACAUGUCCAACAAAGGAAAAGACAUAGCUGAAGGAUCCUCGCCUGCUUCAGAUCAUCAUCAUCAUCAACAACAGCAACAGCAGCCUCUGAGCAGGUAUGAAUCUCAGAAGAGAAGGGACUGGAACACCUUUGGACAAUACUUGAGGAACCAAAGGCCUCCAGUGGCACUUUCACAGUGCAAUUCCAACCAAGUGCUUGAAUUUCUGAGGUACUUGGAUCAAUUUGGAAAGACCAAAGUGCAUGUUCAAGGGUGUUUGUUUUUUGGUCAAGCUGAACCGCCUGGUCCUUGUACUUGUCCUCUAAGACAAGCUUGGGGGAGCCUUGAUGCUCUCAUUGGGAGGCUUAGAGCUGCUUAUGAAGAAAAUGGAGGCUUGCCUGAGGCCAAUCCUUUUGCUAGCGGCACCAUAAGGCUCUAUCUACGCGAGGUUCGGGACUCUCAGGCUAAGGCUAGAGGGAUCCCUUAUAAGAAGAAAAAGAAGAAGAGGAAUGUCAUGAAGGCUAUGACUGAGGGUGUUUCAAGUUCAAGCUUGCCUAUGCAGUAGAGAAAUUUUAUAUGGCUUGCUCUUCAGGAUGAUGGUCCCUAAAUAAUGUCAAAGUCCUGAAAUUGUUACAAGGCCUUGUAUAACUAGCAGCACUCCUGGAAUUGGUUAUAAUUGACUCUAGAUAAAUCCUUUGGGUCAACUUAAUUAUAACUAAGCAUUACCCUGUGGUUAUGUUUCACGAAGUGUAUUUUGUUUAUUUGAAUGAGAACUUAGACUGAAGUUGAGGAAGAAAUAAUGGUAAGUCCUACUGUAUUCACCCUUAUGAAUUUGCAUCCAUGCAUUAUCAAGCAUAUCAUGGUGAAAAUAACUUUGAAUUUCCUUUCAAGUGUGUAUGAUUAUAUUCAUGAUACCAUUUAUUUUCACGGAAGUUUUUAUGCCA
Molecule: messenger RNA, 1059 nt
Organism: Lotus japonicus
Lineage: Eukaryota; Viridiplantae; Streptophyta; Magnoliopsida; Fabales; Fabaceae
Product: protein LIGHT-DEPENDENT SHORT HYPOCOTYLS 7
Exons: 2
Coding region: 141-680 (179 amino acids)
Biological process (GO): response to light stimulus; mRNA transcription
Cellular component (GO): nucleus
Source: RefSeq, a predicted model, not a curated record